CGUAACACGCCUGACCUGACGCUUUCCAGAAUCAGCACAAAAACAAACGCGAGAUCCUAAUAAAACAGACCACAUACUCAUAGUUCUUUAUCAAUAACAAUCAAUAUGUCGGUGGAUUUCAAUAGUACUAAAUACGAUGACGUUUUAUCAUCUAUCUUAGUAAACGAACAGUCAAUUCUAGGAUUCUUAUCGGCAAUAUUCAACUUCCUUGCUAGACGUACCGACUUUUAUCAUGUUCCCGACGGCCCCUACGAGAACAUGGGCUUUCCUCCUGGAGUGGCAGAAGAGCUAGUAAUAAAGGUUUUAAGAACAUGCGAUCCUAAAAACUGGAAGGGCACAAACGGUGCCCGGAAGCCUGACAACUUUAACAACGAGAUCAUGUGCUCCACGGUAGCUCAAGAAGUUGAGGUAGUAGCUGAGAAUGGAGAUGAAAAUGAACCUAUAGAAAAUUAUCCUAGUGGAUCUGAAGUUGCUCAGACUACAGAACCGGAGAAGAUUGUAGAAGCGUCAUCUAGCGGUGAUACAAAAACGGAGUACACACCACCAGUGAUCCCUGUGCAAAAGAAUAGUGAAUCGUAUAAUGGUGCAGUGAGAGAUAAAUAUUCCUGGUCGCAAACAAUCACAGAAAUAGAUGUGACUGUACCACUGCCUCCAGACAUAAAGUCAUCAAAGGACUUGAAAGUGACAAUCAACCCAAAUGACCUACAUGUUGCAUACCGAAACAGCGGCACAAUAAUCAAGGACAUGCUGCAAUACAAGAUCAAAGCUAGCGAUAGUGUGUGGACCAUCAGUGGGGGAAAAUUAUUGAUUCAUUUAGAGAAGGUACAGGAACGAUGGUGGACAAAACUAGUCAACAGUGAAGAAGAAAUAGACUUGGACAAAAUUGAUUGUUCAAGGCCUUUGAACGAAUUGCCUGAAGACCAUAUUGCAAAGGUAAGAGAGCUGCAGUGGAAUCAAGAGCAGAAACUCAAGGGAUUGCCAACAAGUAAUGAGAUUAAAAAUAUAGAAAUUCUCAAGAGAGCUUGGAACGCCGAAGGCUCCCCAUUCAAAGGAAAAGAAUUUGACCCCAGUGUUCUACAGCCUCAUUAGUGAAUUAAACACAAGGUUUUGUGUAAUCUGUUA
Leguminivora glycinivorella is the source of this 1122-nucleotide messenger RNA. RefSeq names its product nudC domain-containing protein 3. The transcript is spliced from 5 exons. Lineage: Eukaryota; Metazoa; Arthropoda; Insecta; Lepidoptera; Tortricidae. Gene Ontology annotation, cellular component: cytoplasm. The coding region runs from base 106 to 1089 and encodes 327 amino acids. Gene Ontology annotation, biological process: protein folding. The record is from RefSeq and is a predicted model, not a curated record.